Messenger RNA from Microthlaspi erraticum, 975 nucleotides. The record is from the annotation of a GenBank genome assembly. NCBI's taxonomy places the organism in Eukaryota, Viridiplantae, Streptophyta, Magnoliopsida, Brassicales, Brassicaceae.
AUGGUCGGUUUACAUGAUAAGACGGAUAACUGGGUUACCGGGGAAAAAGAGAUGGAAAAGGUGGCGGUUGAUUAUUUCUCGGAUUUAUUUACGACUACUUCCCCAGAUGAUUUCACGGACAUACUUGAAGGUAUUCCAGCGGUGAUCACGGAAACCGAUAAUGCACUGCUAAUGCGCCCAGCGUCGGAAGAGGAAGUGCGGGCGGCUCUGUUUCUGAUGAACCCGGAGAAAGCUCCCGGACCGGACGGGAUGACGGCCUUAUUUUUUCAAAAAUCAUGGCCGUUAAUAAAAACGGAUAUUUUGGGGCUUAUUAAUGAUUUCUUGAUAACGGGAGCCUUUGAUGACAGAUUAAAUUUGACGAACAUCUGCUUAAUCCCAAAGACAGAGCGUCCUACCCGGAUGACGGAACUGCGCCCAAUUAGUCUAUCUAAUUUCGGAGACCCAGUCAGCUUUUGUCCCAGGGAGACUGAUCUCGGACAAUAUUCUGAUAGCACAAGAAAUGUUUCAUGGCCUAAGGACAAACAGUCUUGUAAGGGAAAGUAUAUGGCGGUAAAAACUGAUAUGAGCAAAGCGUAUGAUCGAGUUGAGUGGCAAUUUGUUGAAGCCACAAUGCGGAAGAUGGGAUUCGGAGAACGAUGGAUCGGGUGGAUCAUGAAAUGCAUAAAGUCGGUUGUGUAUAAAGUACUCAUCAACGGGCAACCACGGGGAAAAAUAACUCCGAAUAGGGGCCUACGUCAGGGAGAUCCUUUAUCUCCCUACAUCUUUAUUCUCUGUACAGAAGUUUUGAUAUCAAAUCUUAAACGGGCAGAAUCUGUUAAAUCUCUAACGGGUCUGAAGGUGGCUCGUGCAAGCCCACCAGUAUCACAUUUACUAUUUGCGGAUGAUAGCUUAUUUUUUUGCAAGGCACGGUUGAGGAGAGUGCAGUUUUACUACAAAUUCUUCAGAACUACGAACGGGCAUCAGGCCAAAAAAUAA